UUUUUCAGGGAUUGCUUGUUGGUAAAGUUCUACAAGGUUUGGCAUUUGGUUUGUUAAUGCCGCUGCGCUCCAUUUUUAUCGGCGAGUAUACCAGCCCUCGCCACCGCGGCGGAUUCCUCAGUCUCAUCAACUUGACCAAAUCAUUCGGCAUCUUAUUCGUCCACUUCGUCGGCUCUGCCACCAGCUAUAAAACCACAGCAGUCGUCUCAAUGGCCUUUCCUCUCGCCAGUAUGUUCAUGAUGGUUUAUACUCCAGAGUCUCCUAGUUGGCUGGCGAAGCAAGGCAAACAUGCCGAAUGUAAAAAGGCAUUCAUAUGGCUUAGAGGGAUGAAAGAGAUGGCUGAAUUGGAGGGACUGAUACAAGCCAGUAAGAAAUUAGACCAAAAAGUAAUUAUAAAGAAAAACAGGAUACACCAAAUUGGUACAAUCGCGAAGAAAAAAGAGUUAUACAAGCCUAUUAUCUUGGUAUUUGCGAUGUUUUUUAUGAUGAACUUCGCAGGUGGCACGCUUAUGGGAGCGUAUGCGGUUACCGUUUUGAAUUUGUUGAUGGGCCCUGAUGUUAAUGCUCAUAUCUGGAUGGUGGCCCUGGAUGUCGUAAGAUUGUUCUUCAGUGUAAUUUCUAUUUACGUGACAAACAAAACUAAAAGAAGAACACUGACGUUUACUACAGCGGCGAUGUCCGUCGGAAGCACGUUAGGUCUCGCCGCUUACGUGUUUAUCAAAAUCAAAGGCUUACUUCCUUGGGACUCACUGUGGGUACCCGGUGCACUCAUUAGUCUACAGGCUCUCGCUUUAGGUCUGGGCACGGCUCCAUUGCCUACCGUUAUAGCCGGCGAGGUCUUUCCUUUACAGUACAGAGGUCUCGGAGCAAGCGUGAGCAUAAUAUCAGUGUCUGCCUCGAUAUUUCUGGUACUUAAGACUUUUCCAGCUCUAGUAUCGGUUAUGGGUUUACAUGGAGUGUACUUUUUACACUCCGGAACUAUGUUAAUGUGUCUGGUGGUGACGUGGUUCCUUCUACCGGAGACAAGCGAUAGGACGCUCCAGCAAAUCGAGGAGCAUUUUAGAGGAGAACCAAUCGGUUACCCAGAAGCUGACGAGGAAACUAAAUCAUUCGAAGGCUUGGAGGAGGUUAAGUAGCUGUAGGCGUAA
Molecule: messenger RNA, 1148 nt
Organism: Cydia amplana
Lineage: Eukaryota; Metazoa; Arthropoda; Insecta; Lepidoptera; Tortricidae
Product: facilitated trehalose transporter Tret1-like
Exons: 1
Coding region: 57-1136 (359 amino acids)
Biological process (GO): transmembrane transport
Cellular component (GO): membrane
Molecular function (GO): transmembrane transporter activity
Source: RefSeq, a predicted model, not a curated record